Molecule: messenger RNA, 709 nt
Organism: Papilio machaon (common yellow swallowtail)
Lineage: Eukaryota; Metazoa; Arthropoda; Insecta; Lepidoptera; Papilionidae
Product: phospholipid scramblase 2-like
Exons: 1
Coding region: 88-684 (198 amino acids)
Biological process (GO): plasma membrane phospholipid scrambling
Cellular component (GO): plasma membrane
Molecular function (GO): phospholipid scramblase activity
Source: RefSeq, a predicted model, not a curated record
AAAGCAAAUUUAAAAAUGAAAAAUAAACUAUAAAAAGCUAAGGAAAAUGUCUAAUAAUAUUCCGGAAAUAAAGUUUUAAACAUUUAAAUGAUAGACACUGAAAAUGUGAAAGAACAAUGGAUGCCUUGUCCGCUAGUCGAAAGAGAAUAUCCUGGCUUGACGUACAUUUAUGCUCUGGACAAAAUAAUAGUAACGAAUAAAUUAGACGCAUUACACGAAGUCAUCGGCGUAAAUGGUAAUUGUUACACAAUCUACAACAACCAAAAACAAAAAAUAUUUUUAGCUGUCCAAGAAACCCCCGAAAGAAAAUAUAUCAUUAAAAUAUUCAACAAAUAUGGUAACGAAGUGAUACAAGUGAAAAAACAUGGCGGUUUUUGUGUGAACAGAGUUCUUGUUUUCGCGCCACCUGGAAACUUUGUUGGGUCUGUGGAGAAGUUGUUAACAUGUUUAAAUGCUUUUCGGGUGAAAAAUCACACGGGUGAAGUAUUUUUACAAGUCAAACCACGUCAUCGUUCCUGCUCCAAAUAUGACAUCUUGUCUAAUAAUAAUACAAUUGGUUUGAUGACGAAGAACGACGAUUGUACAAAAUCAGAAAACCAAAGUAUCAGUGCUACAUUUCCUGUUGAAAUGGAAAUCGGACAAAAAGCUGUUUUAAUCGGUGCAUGCUUUCUUAUAGGUUUUUGAUCAAAUUGAGCUUUAAAUACUUAUC